UUUUACCAUUUUUCUUUCACCUCAUAUUUGGUGUCAAAUGCUGAUGCUAAGUGGGAAUGCAUAAAGUGCAGAAAGCUUUCCCACAAGCGGAAUGAUCAGUCAAGCAUUGUUUCCUUGACGCACAUCCUCCUGGUUCACCUGUCAACCAAUCAAUCAAAAGCUUUUUACCAGGUAUUGGAUAUUUGACUGUUAUGCAGCUGUAAGGCUUUACGGGUGUUAUAAAAAGGGCAAAGUUGAGCAUCAUGAGUGGAUAUCUUUUGCGGUCCAAGUGAGCAGUCAUGUCUUGGAACACGAUGGCAGCGUGUGCGCUGGUGUUGGUGCUGCUCGCCAGUGCAGCUGAAGCUGAGAGCAGAAAAGUAGAGCAGCUGCAAGCCAGGAGGGAGGCAGCGAGAGACUUAGCUGGCAGACAGGAGUCUCCACGCACGGAGAGACGGGCACGCCUUACGGAGGACGAACGCGAGAUUAUCACCAAACAAGUCAUGCAAGCAAUCUCAGAGGUGGUGAACUCAGACUGCAUGUUGGACCGCGACUAUCGGGGCUGGUUGGAUUUCGGACGCAGAAAUGCAGAAUGAAGCACAACAGCAUGGCCGCCUCCGCCGCCUCUCCAAUGCUUUGACUUCAAAUGUUGUCACUGAUUUCCUACUCUCACUUCAUGA
Molecule: messenger RNA, 656 nt
Organism: Dunckerocampus dactyliophorus (ringed pipefish)
Lineage: Eukaryota; Metazoa; Chordata; Actinopteri; Syngnathiformes; Syngnathidae
Product: gastrin/cholecystokinin-like peptide
Exons: 3
Coding region: 279-572 (97 amino acids)
Cellular component (GO): extracellular region
Molecular function (GO): hormone activity
Source: RefSeq, a predicted model, not a curated record